Molecule: messenger RNA, 1602 nt
Organism: Lithohypha guttulata
Lineage: Eukaryota; Fungi; Ascomycota; Eurotiomycetes; Chaetothyriales; Trichomeriaceae
Exons: 2
Coding region: 1-1602 (533 amino acids)
Biological process (GO): transmembrane transport
Cellular component (GO): plasma membrane
Molecular function (GO): transmembrane transporter activity
Source: RefSeq, a predicted model, not a curated record
AUGAAGGAGCAGCACAUGCUGGCUAGGUCAGAUACACAGAGUCAAGACUCAGACAAGACCCUUAGUCUACAACACGAACAAGUCUCAUACUGGAGAUUACUGAGUCCUCGAGGUGUGGUUACAGACCGCAUUUUACACGAACACUAUGAAGGCGAAGGAACCGAAGAGCAUCCGUAUACAAUCUCUUUCCUUGAGAACGAUCCUGGCGACCCCAAAGAACUGCCGCAGUGGAGGAAAUGGGUCAUUGUAGCUGCAUGUUCGUUGUGGGCAUUUAUGACAGCAAUGGGAUCGUCAAUCUGGAUUGGCAUUCUCCGUGAGGUGCAAGAGUAUACACAAACAAGCAGAGAGGUGGCCAUACUAGGGGUCUCUUUCUAUGUGCUAGGUUUUGUGAUUGGUCCCUUGUUCUGGGCACCAUUAGCCGAGUCAUUGGGAAGACAAGCGACUAUGCUUGCGAGCUAUAUUGGCUUUGUGGUCUUCCUCGGAGGUGUUGUGGCAGCACAAAACAUCGAGACUAUGAUCGUGCUACGCUUCUUGGCUGGCUGUUUUUCGUCCUGCUCUUUCACAACUGCACAGGGUAUCUUGGCGGAUAUCUUUGAGCCAGCGAAACGCGGCUUGGCAUUCGGCUUCUACGCUGCCACUCCUUUCUUAGGUCCUGUCCUUGGACCAAUGGCAGGAGGAUUUCUUGGAGUUGCUCUAGGUUGGCGUUGGACCCUAGGCAUUCUCACUUUACUGGCAGCGAGCGGUCUUGUCCUUGGUCUGCUAUUCGUACCUGAGACAUUAGGCGAGCUUUUGCUUGACCGCCGAGCCAGGACCAUGUCUAAGAUGACUGGUAAGUGCUAUGUCUCACAGCUACAUCUUCAGAAAGGCAGUGUCUCAGCAAAGGUGGCCUUCAAGAAAGCAUUGACUAGGCCAUGGGUAAUCCUUUUCACGGAACCGAUAGUUCUUUUACUUUCACUCUGGGUUGCAUCCAUCUACGGAACGCUCUAUCUCUUUCUAGCCGGAUAUCCAUACGUUUAUCAAGACGCACGAGGCUGGUCCCCUGGCAUUGGUGGUCUCGCACUUCUUGGUAUAGGUGUGGGAUGUUUGGUGGCAUGUAUCGUCAACGUUCCUAUCAGCAAGCGCUUUGUUGUAAAGGUAAAGAAGGAACAGGCACACCCUGAAGUUCGUCUUCAGCCGUCGAUGGUUGGAGCUGUGUUGGUUCCGAUUGGCAUCCUAUGGUUCGCCUUUACAAAUGGUCCUUCCAUACCUUGGCCAUGCAGUGUCAUAGCGGGCUCCUUCUUUGGUUGUGGCAUGGUUUUGAUCUGGACGAGUUCGUCGAAUUACAUUGUUGACGCCUACAAGAUGUAUGCGGCAUCCGCAAUCGCUGGUCAGAUCGUCAUGCGAUCUGUCUUUGGAGCUGUCUUCCCUCUAUUUACUGGCUACAUAUAUGAAGGCAUUGGAAUUCACUGGGCAAGCGCUGUCCCUGGCUUUCUGGCUAUCUUGCUGCUACCUUUGCCGUUUCUGUUCCACCGGUACGGCAGAGUGAUCAGAUCACGAUCGAAAUUUGCAGACAAGGCAGACGCCGAUGAUGAAGCACUGAGGAGUAGGAAGGGCAGUGUAUGA